CGUCCUUGCCGUCAACCCCGAGACUCUCCAACCCCCUUGGUGUCGAGGAUCUGUAUGUAGCCUCCUGGUAUUCUCAAUAUGCCCUCCAUCCUCUCCGACGACGACAAGCAAACCGUCAAACGAAAUGUCCCCAAAGCCUCGAACAAGAUUCACGCCGUGGCAGUUGUGAAGCUGUAUGUUGCAUAUCCCAACAGGCAGCGAUGGACAUAUUCCGGCCUUCAAGGGGCGGCCGUUCUUGCGAAUGACUUGGUAGGCAAUACCUUUUGGAUCAAACUAGUGGAUAUUUCGCCAUCCAACCGUGGUGUCAUAUGGGACCAGGAGAUAUACGACACAUUCCAGUACAAUCAGGACCGGACCUUCUUCCACACCUUCGAGAUUGAGCAAUGUCUUGUAGGCCUAUCCUUUGCGGAUGAGAAGGAAGCAAAGACUUUCCGGAAAAAGGUGGAUGAUCGGGAGAAGAAUGCCCACAAGAACACCCAGCGCAAACCCUUUGGGACGACAGCAGCGAAUGGACAGCCUCGCCAGGAGAAGCAACAUCACCACGGAGGAGGAAUUUUCAGUGGACUCUUUGGCCAUCGACAUACUACAAGUCAUCCGGAGCCGACACAAUCGAUCAUACCUCCGAAAGACAUACGCGUCUCCUCGCCGACACCAUCUCGCGUAAUGCAAGAACCCCAGGAACUACCGUCGCGCCCAAAAGGCAACACUCUAGGUCUAGACCAGGAUAUCCUGAAUGAGAUCCGAGAAAUGGGAAUCACAGACGAUCAGAUCGAGGAAAAUGCAGACUUUAUCAAGAUGUGGUUGGAACAGCGAAAGGCCAACCUCGCAGCGGAGGAAAGGACUCGUUCACGCGCUCCACCUCCACCUCCUCCAGCUGCACCCUCAGUGCAGCACCCAAUUAGUCCUCAAGGGACUGGAAGCACCACCAGAUCUUCCCGUGGUCCACCUCCAGCGCCACCUCCCGCACGGCCGCCCGCUCUACCGACCCCGUCAGGCGGCCGCGAUGGUCUCCUUGCCGACAUCCGCGGCGGUGCGCGGCUCAAAAAGGUCACCGACACCGAGAAACGCGAUCGGAGCGCUGCAGCUGUACCGGGUGGGGCAGCAUCUCCAUCUCCAGCCGCGGCUUCGGGUGGCGAUUCGGCGGCGGGAGGUCAGGAAGGGCUGGCAGGAGCGUUGGCUCAGGCGUUGGCGAAGAGGAAGGGGAAGGUUGGUGAUAGUGAUGAUGAGAAGAGUGACAAUGACGACUGGUAGCGGUAGCGUUCCUGGGAACAAAAGUUAAUGGGGAAAAGACGAUCGUACAGUAGAUGUGAUAGGUUGGGUUCAAACUCGUAAUAGCGGGUAGAAGCAU
Eremomyces bilateralis CBS 781.70 is the source of this 1348-nucleotide messenger RNA. RefSeq names its product WH1-domain-containing protein. The record is from RefSeq and is a predicted model, not a curated record. Gene Ontology annotation, molecular function: actin binding. NCBI's taxonomy places the organism in Eukaryota, Fungi, Ascomycota, Dothideomycetes, Eremomycetales, Eremomycetaceae. Bases 79 to 1251 code for a protein of 390 amino acids. The transcript has 3 exons.